This is a messenger RNA of Cygnus atratus (black swan), 8105 nucleotides long. RefSeq names its product RNA binding motif single stranded interacting protein 3 (gene RBMS3). The record is from RefSeq and is a predicted model, not a curated record. Bases 639 to 2009 code for a protein of 456 amino acids. Gene Ontology annotation, molecular function: poly(A) binding; poly(U) RNA binding; mRNA 3'-UTR binding. NCBI's taxonomy places the organism in Eukaryota, Metazoa, Chordata, Aves, Anseriformes, Anatidae. The transcript is spliced from 15 exons. Gene Ontology annotation, cellular component: cytosol; nucleus; ribonucleoprotein complex.
UCACUCCGUGAGGGAGGCAGCGGCAACUAGGCUGGGGAAGGCUCUUCCCUCCCUCCCUUCCCCCCCCCUUUUUUUUUUCUUUUUUCUUUUUAUUUUUUUUAAUUUUUUUCCCCUUUAUUUUUUUUUCCUUUUUUUUUUUUUUUUUUUUUUUUUGAAGGGGGGUGGGUGGGGAGCGAGAGGGGAGGGCUCGCGAGCGGGGCGAGCCGGGGAGAGGACGAGGAGAGCGAGCGAAGAGGAGGAGGAGAAGAAGAGCAAGCAAGGAAGCAAGCAAGCAAGCAAGCAAGCAGCGGGCUGGAGUUGCGCUGCCUCCCCGGCUCCGCUCGCAGGACGCUCCCCGGCCGGGCAGCGGGCACCGCCGGAGGCACGCUGCUGCCGCUGCCAGCGGGGGGGCAGCCGGGCAGGGGGCUGCCACCCACCUCCUCCCACCCUCGCAGCCAGCCACCCAGCCCUCGAUGUGCGCGCCUGUGCGUUUUUGGCUGCGCUGGAAGUAGCGCGCGGUAGACGGCGAGGAAGUCUCGGCAGCCUCCUCCUCCGUCGCCCGCGCUGUCAGGAAUAGCGGCGUGAGAGGGAAGAAAAGGCCCUGGGGCACUACACCCUGCCAACGAGUUCCCUGCACCAGCCAGAAGGACUCCAGCUACAUGGGCAAACGCCUGGACCAGCAGCCAAUGUACCCCCAGUACACCUACUACUACCCCCACUAUCUCCAAACCAAGCAGUCCUAUGCACCAGCUCCCCACCCCAUGGCUCCUCCCAGCCCCAGCACAAACAGCAGCAACAACAGCAGCAACAACAGCAGCGGAGAGCAGUUGAGUAAAACCAACCUGUACAUUCGAGGCCUUCCACCCGGCACCACUGACCAGGACCUUAUCAAGCUGUGCCAGCCGUACGGGAAAAUUGUAUCCACAAAGGCAAUUCUUGACAAAAACACAAAUCAGUGCAAAGGUUACGGUUUUGUAGAUUUUGACAGUCCAGCAGCAGCACAGAAAGCAGUAGCAUCUCUCAAAGCAAAUGGCGUGCAGGCACAGAUGGCAAAGCAACAAGAGCAAGAUCCCACAAAUCUAUACAUCUCAAAUUUACCCGUUUCCAUGGAUGAGCAGGAACUGGAGAAUAUGCUGAAACCUUUUGGACAUGUCAUUUCCACCAGAAUAUUAAGAGAUGCUAACGGAGUCAGCAGAGGAGUUGGCUUUGCCAGAAUGGAGUCUACAGAAAAAUGUGAAGUAGUAAUUCAACAUUUUAAUGGCAAAUAUCUGAAAACCCCACCUGGUCUACCAGAAUUCCUCUUGGUUUGCUGUAGAGGAAUAAAGCCUCCUAUUGCAGAAAUCUGCCUGUGCAGGGCAUGGUUCCUUCAUCCUUUUCCAUCCUCUUCCCUAACCCAAAAAACCCCCACUGAGCCUUUGCUGUGCAAAUUUGCUGAUGGAGGGCAAAAGAAGCGCCAGAAUCAAAGCAAAUACACACAGAAUGGAAGGCCGUGGCCCAGAGAAGGAGAGGCUGGCAUGGCUUUGACUUACGAUCCAACAGCUGCUAUACAGAAUGGAUUUUAUUCCUCACCGUACAGUAUUCCAACAAACCGCAUGAUUCCACAGACAUCAAUCACACCAUUCAUUGCUGCUUCCCCUGUCUCUACAUAUCAGGUCCAGAGUACUUCAUGGAUGCCUCAUCCGCCAUAUGUUAUGCAACCAACUGGUGCUGUGAUAACACCAACAAUGGACCACACUAUGUCAAUGCAGCCAGCAAGCAUGAUGGGCCCUCUGACCCAACAGAUGAACCACCUUUCCUUGGGCACAACAGGAACGUACAUGACUGCUGCUGCACCUAUGCAAGGGACCUACAUUCCCCAGUACACUCCUGUGCCUCCAACAGCUGUCCCUAUUGAAGGUGUUGUUGCUGAUACUUCUCCACAGACAGUAGCAUCGUCAUCACAGGAAGCCAGUGGUCAACAGCAACAGAUGACAGUGGAAACAUCCAGUGAACACGCACCUGCAUAUUCUUACCAACAGUCUAAACAAUAAACAGGACUGAAGAAUGUCGGUCUGAAAUCUUUGCCUUGAAUGGAGAAACUUCACUGAACAAGAAGUUGGCUUCCAGUUUGCACAGGCGUCAAAUGAAUGCUUUUUUUUUCUACCUUUCCCAACGAAAACAAAACAGUGUUUUUAUGUGCUGUGCAAAUGGUUCCGUCAUGUAGUCUGACAAUUUUAUUUUUGCUAUUUUUUUUUUCUUAACUAAAGAAAAAACCCAGAGGAGAAAUGCUGGGUUGACAUUUCAUCUGGACGAACAUUUGAAUUCAGAAUUUACCUGGAGGUGUAGCUAGAUUUUCUUUUUUAACAGAAAAAAACUGAUGAUGUCAAGAGGGAGCAAGCUGAGAUGAAAACCAAUUGUCUUCCUCAAAAAUUAAGCUACUCUUUUUCUCUCAUUUUAUUUUUCUUCUUGUUUUAAAUUUAGAGUGGUUUUUGGUUGUUUUUUUUGUUGUUCUUUUUUUGUUGUUUUCUUUUUUUGUUGUUGUUCAAGUGUUUGUUUUAAAGAAAUGUUUAGGUAAGGUUUAUCUUGAAUCUUAAUUGCCUUAAUUUUAAGGACGUCAAAGGCUCUCAAGGCAAGCUGUCAACGUCUUGUUAGAAAACCCGAGAAUGAAUUGAAACUGCUCACACCGGUGCUGGUGCAGAAGUUUAAUAGACUGAGUUUUUGGGGUGAACAAAAAUAAACUGUACAGUUUAAAAGAAAAUGAUUUUCUUCUUUGAAGAAAAGUUGAUGAUAAAGGAACUGUGGCAACUGAAAGGAUUGGAAAAAUGCUGGGACUUUUAUGAACUUUGUCUUAAGUGUUGACAGAAAAAAAUUCUAGAAGGCUAAAGCAUUUUACAGUAAAGUUAUUGAAUUGAGAAAAAAACUUGCUGCAUUGUAGAGAAUGCAGGGUUUUUUUCUUGCAGAAUGCAGAUUUUUUUAUUUACAAAGCGUGAUCGCUAGCAAAAGCAUUAGUGCUUUUUAUCUGCAGUCUUUUUUAUGAGCUUUAAGAAGUUUUUAGUCUGCUUUGCUUGUCACAUUGCAAAAACCUAGCUUAAGAGCAUUAAAAAAACUUAAGUAGAUAGGAGCUUAUGGUCAAAAAAGUGCAAAAAAAGCAAUAGAUAGAAGAAAUUGUUGACAAUUUCUGUAGUCUUUCCUAGUUGUGAACAAAUGCAGCCUAUGGAUGGCCUAUUUUAUACCAAAGAUGAAGUGACACCCUAACGCAGUCCAGAAGAUAGAGGUUUUUUUCUUUUUUUAUCUUUAUUUGACCUACAUGGCCGGACCAGUUCUUACUUUCUUGUUUGUUUAAACUAUCUUCCACUGGUGUUUUACAUACUGCAUAUGUUUAUAGUGGAAAUUUCAGAAUAGUUGGUAUGAGAAGCUUAUUGAUGGUGUGCUUUGGAGAACAUCACAAAGCAGGAGAGCGGGUCACCAACUAAUCUGUCCAGGUGGGCUUAAUUUUGAUGGGUUUUUCUGUUAAAUUGCCUGAUCCUUGGUAUUUCUUCUGAAACAACAGUCUUCCUUCUGAAUUCCAACACACCACAGACUCAUUUCUUCACCUCAGUCUUUGUCAUCGUCCAGCAUGCAUAGCCACCUUAAUUCUGCGUUUUUUGGUGAUGCGUUCGAAUUGCCAGUUAGAUGCGACAGAAAGCAAACUCGAUCUUUGUUCUCAUUUUAGCUCUCCCAUACAAGCAGAAAUGUUGAAAAUGACUUACGCUAGUAUUGUCAUGCAGGCAGGAAGUUUAAAAUUAUUCUUCUCUGCUAUGAUUUCCGUUGUCUUAAUAUGUUGGCUGACAAUCACUAAUUAGUAUGAUUAGGCAGAAAAGACACUAACUAAAUUGAAUCCACUGAAACCUGUUUCAGGAAUGACAGUUAUUUUCCACAGAGAAAUCUUGAUUAUGGCCCUUGAUUUUUCCAAGCAACCAAAAAAGGUGAAAAGCAAGUCAAAAGAUGAUUUUUUUUUUUCCUUAAGGAGGCAGAAGAGAAGCAGCAUUUAAAUAUAUACAUACAUAUACAUAUUUCUAUAUGUAAAUUUAAACCAAACAUUUUUAAACUUUCCUCCAUUCAGAAGAGAGGGGAAGCUUCAUCACAUUUAUUGUGGUGCAUUAGAGACAGGGUAUCCAUUAAAAAUAAUUAAAUUCAAACAUUUAUAUUGGAUCAAUCUGAUUCAGCCACCCAAAUCUAAAAAGAGAUCUCUGUUUCCCUAACCUGUCUUUUGGGGGAAAAGUACACAAUUAUUUUUUUAAAUUGAUAAAACAAGAUCAUAUAUUUUAAUGUAGUGUGGGGUGGGAGGGGGUUUCCCAAGUAAAUGGCUGCUAGAUAUGCAACAUAUAAAAGAGAGGAAUGGGAGUUCACAUGGUUCUUCACCAUAGGAAGAGGGCCUGAUUUUCAGAAGUGAUAAAACUUCUGCUUUCUCCAGAGUAGUUGUUGAUACUCGACACUUCUGAAAACCAGAUGAUGCCAAAGUAAAAGAACAACAAUAUUCACGUUUUUAAUUCAGAAAAAAAAAAUCACAUCUCUUGCUGUUCCACAUACUGUCUCAUUACAUGUUGCUUUUUGAGAGUGGCACUUGAAUUUUGUCCUUGGAUAAAGGUUCCCUCUGUCUUUGGAGGGCAUAUGGGGGAAAAAUCAAUCUAGCCUUAUUUUCUUCCUUUCUACACAUACUCUCUUUCUGUCUCUCUUUGAAUUCUUUGUACAAAUAGUGAUAAUCCCGGGCACAAUUCAGUUAAAUAGGAAAUAAACAUAUUUGUUUCUGUGUUAGUUCUAAUGUGACAUACAAAAAGUCUCAUUUACUAUCAACAAUGAGGCUACAAGGUAGCUACCAUGUGGCUGAUGAAUAUGCUGAGGUACCUUCUUGUUUCUAUUCAGAACUCUGCUGCUUUAUUUAUACAUUCAGAAACAUUUUUGUUAUUUUUUUCAGCAAACAAAUUUAAGCAAUCUCAGUGUUUUUUAUUAAGUCAGACAGGCAGCACGGUAUCACGAUGCCUGUCACUUUAAAGUGUUUCAAAUGCAUUCUGUGUUAGAAUUGUUCCUUUUCUUUUUUUCCAUGCUGCAAUGUUUAAUAGUGUUUGAAAUCAAAAGAAACAAAGCAAAGAAAUAGAGGAAGAAGAAGAGGAAAGAAAAUGGAUCCCCUAAAUGCAAUUGAUCAUCUUACUGUUCCCAAAAAUCAGUGAAAUGGUACUUGAAAGUCUAUGUUUUAUAUGUAAUGUGAGCUUUGAGUAUAAAUAGACAUAGAUCGUAAGGUAAGAAAAAAAAAAUGGAACAUACAAAAUGCUCAGAAAGUGGUAACUUAUUUGUAAAAAAUUUUAAGGUGAGAUAAAAGAUAACGAAAAGCAACACACUUGCUGCAUGGUUGUCAUCAUAGCACAGGAAUACUUGGUGGCUUCUGAACUCUAAAACUGGUUUUCUUUAUGUUCUGGCUAAUAAGAUUUAUUGGAAGGUUUAUUAUUGUCUUUUUGAGUUUCUUUUUUUUUCUUGUUUUUGAAGAUCAGAAUUCAUAAAGUCAGUAUCUAUGUCUUGCCAAUUAGCUUUAAAUAUCACGAGGGUUCCUGAAAGAUUGCAGAAACAACUCUAGAAGUCAAAGGCCCAGCGGUCUAGAAGCAACAUCAAAUCCAUAAGCUGAACUGCGUAUGUACUUUCCAUCACACCUGAAUUCUUGUAAAUAGUCAAAUCUGGAUGUUCAGGUUUGGUAUUUUUGUUUUUACUUUAAAAGAUAAAUACAGGAUGGGUGUCAGAAAAAUAUGAAUUAUGGCUAGAAAAUUCUGAAUACCUGGGCUCGUCACUUAACACUGAGAAAAAAAUGACACAGUGGAACUGAAGAGAGUGUUAUAUUUGCAGGUGCUGACCAGAGUGUAGAUCAGGGCACUGAAAAGUCUCACUUUUUCCAGUGAGAUCGUUGAGGGACUCUUCUUCCUAUCUGGCUCUACUGCUGGUUUUGUAAGCACUUUUCACCUGUGACAGUCAGGCCACAAAUUGUGAAUGUCCUCCUAUUGCCUUCCAGUGAAACAGACUCUUGAAAUGUCCUUAGCUUGUGCUUACUUGUAUAGUUCUGUUUACCAAGAGACUGCCUUGGUUGUGUUGGUCAAGAAAUCCACUGUAAUGCAGAAUGAGGCAUAUCUGAGAGCAAUUGCAUCACAUUGUAUUGUCUUCUGCUAUGGAUGCAUGCCCAACUGUAGAAGAUAAAGGCUGGUUAUUAGGGAAGUUGAGGGCUUAAACUUUCAAUGGGCAAUGGGCUGAAGCAUUCAAAUGGAUUUUUACACAAGUAAAAAUCGAAUGAAGGGUAUUAUUUAUGUAUGUAUGUGUACCAAAACUCAGCAAAUUUGAGGAAGCCUGCAUUGUAAUAAAGUUUAUUUUUAAUAUGUCAUAGUAUUUGGAUCUAUAUUAUGUUGUUUAUGGUACUGAAGGAUGAGACUGAUAAUAAGUGUUUAAGAAAUUGCCAUGCUUCAUGAUUUUAAGCUUGAUGGUGCUCCUCAUGCCACUUCAUUUUAAUGCUGAGGUUGACAUGAGCAAAACAGGUUUAGGCAGACUAGCUGAACUCCACCUACAGUAAGAGUCAUGCUUAAGAGUGAUAAUGUGCUUAAAGUAAUAAAGCGAUCUAUUUUUAGUGGUGAGACCAAAUGUGGUAGUUGAAGAUAGUAACGUUUGAUACACACAUGGUCAACAUUUCCUUUCGAAACUUUAUUUAACAUGAAAUUGGUCCUUAUACAAAAGAAGUGCCCUAGGGUAAGGGAUUUUACAGGUCUUUCUAGGUAGCCCAUGUGAACUGAGAAAACAGUCACGGUGUGAUGGAAAUGCAAAACAGAAAACAACAAAGACACUGACAUUUGGUGUAUUAGUCUUUUCAGUUUAAUGGCAAUUGGCUCUAAUAAUGAUGAUUCCUUUCAUUUCUAAUACGCGUACACACAGUCACGCCCGCACAUUUUCCCAGAGGAGGGCUGAGUGACCGGCAGACUCCUGUCCCUCACUGGAGCAGAUUUCUAGAAUCUCAGCAAGCAGCAAAGAUGCAGCGUAAGGAAAGCUAGCCCUCAAAAAGAGCACCGUUUUUUUCUAUAUUGCUCCUGUCACCUAAAUGGGCUAGAGCUCUGUAUGUACCCGAGAGAUUUAUUCACCUUUGUGCCUCAAAGCAGGCAGAAGAGACCCUUUCUUCUCCCCUUUAUUAACAUGUUCUUUGUUCAAAUUAACAGAAAACUGAGAGAGAAAAGUUGUUAAAAAGUAAAAGACAAAGUGUUGCUUUAGCUUUUCAUGAUGAGAAAAAUGUUUGUCUUUAUUUCAGUUGUUCAGGAUUUCACUCCCCAACAGUGACAGUUGCAUUCUUUCAAGUCAGUAAAAAUGUGUAAUGAAGAGAAAAAUAUCAGCCUUUGACAGGUUCACAAAUACAUGUCUCCUUGUAGGGCCAAACCCUGCGAGGUCUAAGCACCUUCCAAGAUCUGGAUCUGCUGUCCUUAAGAGAGUAUCUGCCCAACUUUAAUUUCUGCCUAUAAGUGUCUUUCUCUUGGAUAAAAAUUUUAUGAAUUUGGUGGAAUUUACAGACAGUUAUAUUUUUAAAAGCCCAAAAAUACAGCCUAGAGAAGAGAACAUGAUGUUUAUGUAACUGAAGUAUUAUUAAAUAUUCUGUAUUCCAGAGUGGAGGAAAAUUCUACUAUCUUUUGGAGGCAAAACAACUUUAUGUAAAAAUCAGGAAGCAUACAGAAUUCAUAUAGGAACACUUAUUUGUUUUCCUUUUUAAAGGAGAAUGAACAGAUUCUGUCUGUAAAAAAAUCAAAGCAGCUUUGAUAGCAGAUGAACUUCCUAUCAAGAAAACGUGCAUCACGAAAGUGGGACAGAGGUUCUUUAAAGCCCUUACACACCUCAUUGUAGCCAAAAUGUAGAAUACAGAACCUCUGUGACACAUUAAAUUAUGAAUCUUAUUUAUAUGGGCAUCUGUGUGCUGAUGUCUCAGAAUGUCUUUGAAAGAUCUGUACUGCUAUGAUUUUUUUUUUUUGAUGUUUUCCAUUUGUACCACAAUCCUAAUAGCUGCCAUUUUCCCACUCCUGGGGCUUUCUGUAGAUCAGUGGAUGUUAGGUUUAAACUUCUGUUUUCUUUGAUGAAGCUUUCAAUAAAAAAAUAAAGAAAGA